Messenger RNA from Panicum hallii, 1808 nucleotides. Its product is annotated as NAC domain-containing protein 10-like. The transcript is spliced from 3 exons. Gene Ontology annotation, biological process: regulation of DNA-templated transcription. NCBI's taxonomy places the organism in Eukaryota, Viridiplantae, Streptophyta, Magnoliopsida, Poales, Poaceae. Bases 303 to 1382 code for a protein of 359 amino acids. The record is from RefSeq and is a predicted model, not a curated record. Gene Ontology annotation, molecular function: DNA binding.
GGCCAGGCGGCGUCACGCACGCAAGCGGACAAGAGCCCGCGUGCUUAUAAGCAGGCCCUCCCCUCCCGUCCCCAAAAAUUCCAGUCCUCCAUUUCUCCUAGCUCUAGCUAAGCUUCUCCCUCUCUUCCUCCACGAGGGCGCGCGAGCUUUAGUUUAGCCAUUACUCCCUCACCAGCUCGUAGUUAAUUAGCGGAAGCUUAACUUGGGAGGUUAAUCAGCAGUCGAGGCUGGCAGCAGCUAGGGUUUUAUAGGGGGGCGAUCGCCUCGCUCGCUCGCGCGCGCGCUCGGUCGAGCAGGUGCCAAUGAUCAUGGCGAACCCGGCGAUGCUGCCGCCCGGCUUCCGGUUCCACCCGACGGACGAGGAGCUGAUCCUCCACUACCUCCGCAACCGCGCCGCCAACGCGGGGUGCCCCGUCGACAUCAUCGCCGACGUCGACAUCUACAAGUUCGAUCCAUGGGACCUGCCAUCCCGGGCGGCGUACGGGGACAAGGAGUGGUACUUCUUCAGCCCGCGCGACCGCAAGUACCCGAACGGAAUCCGGCCGAACCGCGCGGCGGGCUCGGGCUACUGGAAGGCCACCGGCACGGACAAGCCCAUCCACAGCAGCGCCACCGGCGAGAGCGUCGGCGUCAAGAAGGCGCUCGUCUUCUACAAGGGCCGCCCGCCCAAGGGCACCAAGACCAACUGGAUCAUGCACGAGUACCGCCUCGCCGCCGACGCCCACGCCGCCCACACCUACCGCCCCAUGAAGUUCCGCAACACCUCCAUGAGGCUGGAUGACUGGGUGCUGUGCCGGAUCUACAAGAAGACCAGCCACGCGUCGCCGAUGGCGGUGCCGCCGCUCUCCGACCACGAGCAGGACGAGCCGUGCGGCUUCGACGAGAACCGCCCCUACGCCGUGCCGAGCGCCGCCAUGCUCGUGCAGCAGGUGGCGUACCCGGCGCUGCACGCCGCGUCGUCGUCCGGCGCGCAGAGGAUGCCCAGGGUCCCGUCCCUCACCGAGCUCUUCAACGAUCCCUCGCUGGCGCACUUCUUCGAGGACGGCGGCGUCCCGGACAUGGCGCGGCUCGACCAGCACCACCACCACCAGUACGGCGGCGCCACUCUCCUCGGCCACCCCGUCACGAGCCAGCUGCUGGCCAACAAUGGCAACAUCAUGCCCGGGCAGAUGGAUUCGUCUGCCUCGACGUCGGCCGCGGGCGACGGCACCGCCGCUGGCAAGCGCAGGAGGUCAUCAGAGACUAGUACGAGUGCCGGCGCGGCAUCCGCGGCCAAGAAACCGAACGGCUCCUGCUUCGGUGCAACGUUCCAAAUCGGCAACGGGCUGCAGGGGUCCCUGGGCCACCACAUGCUGCUCCAUUCUAACAUGGGGAUGAACUGACAGAUUGGUCUCCACGGAAAGCUAUUAUUCUUGAGCACUAGAUUGUGAUUUGAACAUUGGGCCCUAUGGAACCAAAUAUAGGGCGAAGAUAUAUAAAGCAAUGGUUAAUAUACAGGUAAAGGGAUUGUACUUGUAGGGUCCAGCAGUAGUACUGUGGACUAGGGACACCGUACGUAGUUGAUUGGGUGUGUGGUGUGUAAACAUUUUGUUCUUUCUUCUGUACAUAGUAUACUGGUACUAUGUACUCAAGCUUAGUACUGCUUCUAGAAAGCUAGCUAGCUAGGGCUUGAUAAGGCCUUGAGACCGACGCACUGGAAGUCAAGAACAGGAGAAAAAUGUUGGUAUCCAACCGGCUUUAUUUGCUCAUAUACCUAUGUGUAAAACAUUUGAUCAAAACGCAAUCCUUCCAUGGGAUCCAUCAUUUAA